Molecule: messenger RNA, 1200 nt
Organism: Aspergillus ibericus CBS 121593
Lineage: Eukaryota; Fungi; Ascomycota; Eurotiomycetes; Eurotiales; Aspergillaceae
Exons: 1
Coding region: 371-985 (204 amino acids)
Source: RefSeq, a predicted model, not a curated record
UAGGCAGCAGCAGCGGGUUUCCAGAAGGGUCAAAGAAGACGGGGGGGGGGGGUGAGAGCCAAAUGGAAAUUUGGGAAAAAGUAAAAAAUGGUUAAUAAGAGACAAGACUAAGGCCAGGCACAGCAGCAGAAAAUAAAAAAAAAUAAGUAAAAAAACUAUAAAAAAAAAAGAAAGGAUAGAGCCGUGUGUGUACAGGUUAAAUGACGCCACGGAAGGACAAGACAAAUGGCAGACUGGGGUGGAUAGUAUUCAAAUAGAGAGGAAACAAGGCAGGCCGGCCAGUGGGUGGAGUGGUGAUGCCGAUCAGGACCCCUUCACAGGCAGAUUUCUCAAAACCUGCACGGAAGCGUCGAGCACCCGGGGGGAGGGGAUGCGAAUGGGACCUAAACCUCAAUUGAAGGGAAAAGGCAGGAGGGAGGAGCCUGGGAGGAGGAGGGGGGGGAGUGGUGGGCCGUGGAAAAAGGUGUGGAUUGGUGUGGAUUGCUGGCCCACAGGCACAACCGGCGGCCCAAGAUUUACUCACACGCGCCGACCGGACCAGCAGAGCCAGUCCAGAGCGCUUCCACGUUGGCUGGCAGUGGAUGCUCUGGGUGGCCGAAGGAGUCGACCCAAGGGACCGUCGCCUGCCCACCACGAAUCACCGCCAACGAGACUUCCCGGUCGAUCGUACCCAGCAAGAGCCGCGACCUAUCAAACCAGCCUUGGUGGGGUCCAGGAAGCCACUCAGAGGCGGCGGUGGAUAAAACCACCCCCCCCCCAAAAAAAAGAAGAAAAGGAAAAGUGUCACGGGAGGAGGGGCGUUCCUUUGUUUGUUCUUUCCCGUUUCUUCUUUUUCCUUUUCCUUUCUUUUCUUUUCUUCUGGAACGGAAGACGAAAAUCGAAGGUCGAAAAUAGGGCAAAGGAAGAAAAAGGGGGAGAGAGGAAGACCGAGCCCAGGAGGAAAAGGAUUCCACUGAGAGAGAACGGCCGCCGACAGACUUUCUAGAAGGACUACGCAGCUAGAUACCCUCCUUCCCUUCUCCCAGCCAGUGAGGGAAUCACGUCAUGGCCCCUAAGGCAUGCCUCAGACACUAGCCAGUAAGUCUGUGAGUGACUUGCAAAGUUGCAACCCAAAAAGGAUCUGGAAGCCUCGGGGUGGAGACAAUGAAGGGAAAUCGGGUUCCGUCGCUGGGUCUGAAUGGAUCACCAGGACGCGCGAUG